This is a messenger RNA of Raphanus sativus (radish), 528 nucleotides long. Its product is annotated as pectinesterase inhibitor-like. Bases 1 to 528 code for a protein of 175 amino acids. The transcript has a single exon. Gene Ontology annotation, molecular function: enzyme inhibitor activity. Lineage: Eukaryota; Viridiplantae; Streptophyta; Magnoliopsida; Brassicales; Brassicaceae. The record is from RefSeq and is a predicted model, not a curated record.
AUGAAGCAAUUCGCUGGACUUGUCUUUCUUUGCAUCGUUUCUUUCUCCUGCAUUCUUGGAAAUGCUGACUCUAGUCUGAUUUCUGAUCUGUGCAAACAUUGUGACGACCCAAAACUCUGUCUCUCUACCAUAAAAGCGCGUCCUGAAUCCGGUGAGUUUGCAGCCACAACCAACCAAAUAGAGAUUAUAGCUAUCUCCGUUGCCUCGGCCGACGCUUCUGCUACUUCGGCUUACAUUAAGGAAAAGUUGAGCCACGAAGAUAUUCAGCCAGCGACAGAGGCCACAUUUGAAGACUGCCAGAAGAACUACCAAGAUGCUGUGGAACAGCUCGACGACUCAAUCUCCGCCAUGCUUGCCAACGCACAUGCCGACGUUGACGUCUGGCUACACGCGGCGAUCAGCGCCAUAGAGUCAUGUGGUAACGAGUUGGAGUCACACGGAAGAAAUGAUGGAGAGCUUUCUAAGAGAAAUGAGGUGUUUCUCAAGUUGUGCAAAAACGCUUUGGUGAUAAACAAGAUAUUAACAUGA